AAUCCUACCUUUGGAAAACGAACACGCGCCUUCUUCGACACUCACGAAACCGCAGGUUGUUGCAAAAUCUUUCAUCAGUAAACUAUAUGAUACUUCAAGAACGUUAAAAAUGAGGAAAUAUCAGAACAUAUUUCUCCAGCUAGUAUUUAUUUGCAAUUUCGUACUUAACGCAAAUACCGUAUCGGGUAACAUACCAGUGGCAAAAAUUCCAAAUGGCACCUUGCAUGGAACGAUGAUGCCUACCCGACUUGGGAGAAAUAUUUAUGCUUUCUUGGGAAUUCCCUAUGCUGCACCGCCAGUAGGAGAACUCAGAUUCAAGCCCUCGCAACCACCGGUCGCUUGGAGUGGCACCUUAAAUGCUGCGAAAAAUCCCGAGAUAUGCACGCAACGGAAUAUCUACGUUUAUCAGGAGGAAAUUGUCGGCAGCGAAGAUUGUCUCUAUCUAAAUGUCUAUACACCACGCAUGCAUUGCGACAAAGAUCGCUCAGAUUCCGAUUAUGCUAAGGAACGGCAGGAGGUCUUUCCUCGAUUUCCGGUCAUGAUUUGGUUCCAUGGCGGCGGAUGGCUCGCUGGUGCCGGCAACUCUGAUUAUUACGGACCUAAAUUCCUGCUGGAUCAUGACCUCGUUCUCGUCACUGUGAAUUAUCGACUUGGACCGCUGGGUUUCUUGAGUACGGAGGAUUUGGAAUGUCCAGGAAAUAUGGGAUUAAAGGAUCAGCAGCAAGCUAUGCGAUGGGUGCAUGAGAAUAUUGCUUUCUUUAGCGGCGAUCCGAAUAGAGUAACUCUUUUCGGUGAAAGCGCAGGUGGUGCGAGUGCUCAUUAUCAUAUGGUCAGUCCUCUUUCAGAAGGACUAUUUCAUCGCGCUAUUUCGCAAAGCGGCAACUUCUAUAAUCCGUGGACCAUGACGUCACCGGGAAUUGCCAAAAAAAGAGCAAUAAUGGUGGGUAAUCAUUUAAAUUGUAAUACCAAGGAUUCCAAGGAACUCAUCGAGUGCUUACGAAAGAAGAGCGCGGAGGAAAUUAUUGGUACAGAUCGCCUUUUUAAGAAAUUUGGAUAUUGUCCAAUGAUACCAUUCCGACCAGUAAUUGAACCUGAACAUCCAGGUGCUUUCAUAAAGGAAGAUCCUUUAAUUUCUGUGCAAGAAGGCCGUUUUCUUGAUAUACCUUGGAUGACGGGAAUCACUUCAGAAGAAGGAGCUUUAAAAGUAGCAGGUAUUUACGGACGGGAAAACGCCGCGAAGAUAUUGGAAGAGAACUUUAACAAAAUUGCACCUAUUAGCUUGCUUUAUGAUGAAAGAUACAAUAUCACUGAGCAUUUGCAAAAUGAAAUAAGUUCCACUAUCCAUGAAUUCUACUUCGGUCGUAACACUAUCGACAACACCGAGGAAUCCCGAUUCAAAGUUAUUAAUAUGUACAGCGAUUCGUGGUUUAAUCACGGAACCCACGAAGCCGUGCGGGAUUUUAUUAAAAAUCAAACUUCACCAGUGUUUUAUUAUUAUUUUGCGUACCAAGGAAGUGUGUCCUUCAGCACGAUAUUUGGCGAUCCUGUAAAAAAUUAUGGAGUGUCGCAUGCAGACGACUUGCAGUAUUUGUUCCCCGUGGGUGAACAAUUGUUCCCGGAUACGCAAUUGUCUGCGAAAGAUGAGGGAAUGAUCGAUCUUAUGACGAAUCUUUGGUAUAACUUUGCAAAUUCUGGAAAUCCUACACCAAAGAUCACAAACGUGAUUCCCUUGAAGUGGAAACCUGUAAAAACUGAUUAUGCACCAGAAUAUCUGCACAUAGAAAAUUCGGAAAGCAUCAUUAUGAAUCAUAGUCUUCUCUGGCAGAGAAUGAUAUUUUGGGAUACCUUAACACACCGAUUAAAGUCUUAUGGCAAUACAUUUAGACAUUUGAGGGAUGAAUUGUAAUUUACGUAUCAUAAGCAAAUUACGUAUAUAUAUAUAUAAGUAUAAACAUUACGUACAUACAUAAGCAUAAACAUUACGUACAUAGAGCAAAAGUGUGAUUUCAGUGUAAUUGCAAAAUCUUAAAAUGAAAUUUUAAAAAAUUGCUUCCUUCAAUUAUAAGAUAAUUACUUUUAAUUAUUAUUAAAAUUUUUUAAAUUUGAAAUUGUAGUAGUAUUGCUUAUGUUUAUAGGGCAAUAUUAAAUAUUAAACAUUUUAUUAAUAU
This is a messenger RNA of Pogonomyrmex barbatus (red harvester ant), 2168 nucleotides long. Its product is annotated as juvenile hormone esterase. Lineage: Eukaryota; Metazoa; Arthropoda; Insecta; Hymenoptera; Formicidae. The record is from RefSeq and is a predicted model, not a curated record.